AUGAAGCUCACUGCGAAUCUCGCCCUCCUAGCCGCGCUGUUCACGCUGAUCGCCGUUCCAUCCUUGGCCAUUCCCAUACCUGCAACACCUCUAGCAAAGCCAGUCCCAGGGUGCAACAAUCCGUCGUGCAGCGCGAAAGACUCACAAUUUCAAAGGGUGAUAAAUGACCCCCCAACCCGUCCGGGAGAUCCGGGACCGAUCGGACAUUCCGAAGUCAUGGCCAAAUUCCAAUCCAUCGACGUGAGGGCGAGGGCGGACCUGCUGGGUAAAGACGCACCGCCAACAAAGACUUUUGAGGACGUGAUGAAAGAAGGUCCGACAAAGCCUCUAUCACCAAGGCGCAUAACGGAACUGCCCAAGUCUCCGAACCCAAACCAACAGUACGGAGGUCCCAGAGGCAAGGAUUGGGGUCCGAUGAUCCCUAUGCCCUACCCUGGCGCUUUUGGGCAUCCAUCCCAGAGAUUACGGGCCCGAGCGGACGCAAACGGGCUAGGUCGGGAGGAACCUCUGAAAAAGACUGCUCAGGACCCGAUCACGGAAGGAGCGAAACGUCCCCCAGCACCAGUGUCCAAGUACGCAUACAGGGAUUUAGCAUCGGGCCUGCAGCGUCAUCUUCCUAGAACGAAUCGGCCAUUGCCUGGCGAAUUGAUCAUAGCCUCCCGCCCCAACGGGGGCAACGUGGCGAAUCCAGACGGUCCUGAAAAGCUGGAUCGGCCAUUGCCUGGAGCACCCAUUAUAGCCUCCCGCCCCGACGGGGGCAACGUGGGGACUCCACCUUGA
This is a messenger RNA of Ceraceosorus bombacis, 780 nucleotides long. NCBI's taxonomy places the organism in Eukaryota, Fungi, Basidiomycota, Exobasidiomycetes, Ceraceosorales, Ceraceosoraceae. The record is from the annotation of a GenBank genome assembly.